Periconia digitata is the source of this 787-nucleotide messenger RNA. Lineage: Eukaryota; Fungi; Ascomycota; Dothideomycetes; Pleosporales; Periconiaceae. The record is from the annotation of a GenBank genome assembly.
CUUGUUUUGUACAUGCUAUGUGUGACAUUGCAGUCAAGUAUAUGUGAGUGGGUGAUUAUCCACCGAACGGUUACAAGCACCCCACACCACCCCGUGCAUGUUUGGACUUUUUUCUAUUUCCGUAUCGUCGGCGUCGGCACCGAUUGCGAGGGGGGAGGGAAGGGGGGGCGCGCGCUCCACAAUGUUCCAGACCGUUUCUCGUCUCGAGACCAAGAAGAUGAAAAAAAUAAAGACGAAUACUUGAUUCCAAGAAAACAAAUAGGUAACCCCAACUUGUUGCUUGUUGUUGGGGGUUGGUUUUGUCCCACCGGCUUCUUUCUUAAUCGGGAAAUGCCGAAAACUUAUCCAUCUAUCCUAGGUAUCCAUUCUCCCCCACCAAACCAAACCAACCUAGUAACGGGUAUCCUGUCCCUCUCUUUUCAUUUCAUACAUGUUUGUGAGUUGGUUAGUUGGUUAGUUGAUUAAGGUAGAUAGGUACGUAGGCAGGUACGUAUUUACGCCCUAGUCCAAAAGCCAGACUCAAAGAAGAAAAGAAAAGAAAAAGAAACGUUAAUAAGAGGGCAUGGGAUGAAUAUUUCUGGUAUUUCAUCCGCGGGAGAUUAAGUCUUUGCUCUAUCUAUCUAUCUAUCUGUGAGUAUAUACCACAGAGGGGAAAAGGAAUGAAAAAAUCCGCAUGUGCCUUCAACAAAUCGCUUUUCCUAAUCUUCUUUCCCAAUCAUCAAAACUCUAUAUAUUAUUCUUAUGGAGGUUGUCGGGUAUCGCUUCAUGUGUUUCUUUGGUCCAACAC